AUGGCGACGAGCAGCAACGACGGACGAGAAGAGCCCGACGUCCCCUGCGACAGCUGCAUGGGAGAGCCUGGAAGGGCCGUCAAAUCCUGUCUGACUUGCCUGGUAUCCUUCUGUGAGGAGCACCUGAGACCUCACUUGGAGAACACCAAGUUCAAGAGUCACCGUCUGGUGGAGCCUCUGCACCACGUGGACGCGCGCACGUGCGACGCGCACCGUCUCCCUCUAGGGCGCUUCUGCUUGACGGACGGCCGCUGCCUGUGCUCCGACUGCUGCGAGGGGGAGCACCGAGGUCACGCCACAGCAUCUUUGGAGGAGGCCAGGGCUCGAAUUCAGAAUGAACUGCAGAAAAAGCAGGACGAGAUCAGUCGGAGCAUCUCGGCUGCAGACAAAGCACUGGAGAAGCUGCGGAGCAACAACGACGCCAUGACGUCUACCGUGCGAGAAGUGUCUGCUCAGGUGGAUCGGCACUUCUCCAAGCUGCAAGAAGCGGUGGCGGAGGCCCGGAGGCAAGUGGGGGAACGGUUGGAGGCCGCGCGGACGCGAGCUCUGCGCCAGGCCGAAGGCGUGGAGGCCCACCUGAAGCAAAGGAAGGCGGAGCUGAGCAAGGCCUCGGUUGGGAUCGGCAAAGUCUCGCGGGCGGACUGUGACGUCGCCUUCCUGCUGGAAUACGCUCAGUGGAAGGAAGGCGUGGCUGAUUUUUGCACACCCAGGGUCAGCGUGACCCGUUUGGACCACGUGAACUCUUACGUCCAGGUGGUAGCCGUUGUCACGCAGGAGCUGCGUGACCAGAUUCUUACCUCCUACCAACAAAAGCUUAGCGCAAUUUCUCAAAGCGGCCCAUCCCAGACGCGGUACGUUUGGCUGCCUGAGCCGAAGACCUUGGAAGACUUUUUAAAAUAUGCAAAGAAUUGGACUUUUGACCCAGACAGCGUCCAUAACUUCCUGCGUCUGACGUCAGACAACACCAAAGUGACCAACACCAGCCCCUGGCAGCACAGCUACUCGGAACAUCCCGAUCGCUUCGAGCACUGGCGGCAGGCGAUGACGUCGCAGAGCGUUUACGAGGGCCGCCAUUACGCCCGGGCGGAGCUGAGCGGCGAGGGGGCACACAUAGGCGUGGCCUACAAAAGCAUCGAGCGCAAAUGUCAGGAAAGCGCCGGCUGUGUCACCCACAACGACUUCUCGUGGUGCGUCGGGAGGACCGGGCGGGGGUUCUCCGCCUGGCACGCCGGCGUCGAAACGCCCCUGGAGGUGACGUCGGAGGAACGGGACGUGAGCGGCGUCGGCGUGUACAUGGACUUUCGCACCGGUCACGUUUCCUUUUACCUGGCGAGCGAGCCCAUGAGACUGCUGCACAAGUACAACGCUGAUUUUAUUGAACCAUUGUAUGUUAUCGCUUGGCUCUCAAAGAAGGAGAAUGUGGUUUGUCUGGUUAACGCAAAGUGA
Molecule: messenger RNA, 1446 nt
Organism: Nerophis lumbriciformis (worm pipefish)
Lineage: Eukaryota; Metazoa; Chordata; Actinopteri; Syngnathiformes; Syngnathidae
Source: RefSeq, a predicted model, not a curated record